This is a messenger RNA of Adineta steineri, 1605 nucleotides long. The record is from the annotation of a GenBank genome assembly. Lineage: Eukaryota; Metazoa; Rotifera; Eurotatoria; Adinetida; Adinetidae.
AUGAUAGUGAAGUCUUGUUUCAUCAUCUUAUUCUUAUUUUUUACAUUGUCUUAUGGAAAACCAAUAAAAGGUAAAACAGGAAAACCAAUAAAAGGUAAAACAGGAAAAUCACACGCGAAAGCUCCAAAAGUUCAAUCAAAUACGGAUGCAUUGAAAUUUUUAAAUAAAUUUGGUUAUAAUCACUGUAGUGGUAGUGUAGAUGCAAAGAUUAAAGGUGAAGGACCAUUAUGUCAAUCAAGUUUUCAAACAAUGAUUGAACAUUUUCAAACUCUUUACCGUUUACCUGUUACUGGUCGACUUGAUGCAAAAACUGUCGAGCUUAUGAAUAAAGCUCGAUGUAGUUUGGGUGAUUAUCCUUUGGCUUAUUCUGCUUUUCGUCCUUGGCCUAAUUCAACAUUAAAAUGGACAUUAAAUAAUGAAGCAGCUAAACUUGGAAAAGAUAAAACACGAUCACUUAUACAAGAAGCAUUUAAUGAUUGGGCAAAAUAUGCUCCAUUAAAAUUUCGUGAAGCGGAAGCAGGUGAAAAAACUGACUUUAGUAUUAGCUUUCAAACAGGUGAACAUGAUGAUGGUUAUCCAUUCGAUGGUUCAGGUGGUACUCUUGCUCAUGCUUUCUUUCCAACGGAUGGUAAAGUACAUUUUGAUGCAACAGAAGACUGGACAGAUAAAUAUGUUGACGGUGCUGGUUAUAAUUUUCGUUUGGUUGCUUCGCAUGAAAUUGGUCAUGCACUUGGUUUAGCACAUUCAUCUGAUCCAAAAUCAUUGAUGUUUCCAUUUUAUCAAUUAAUUAAACCGGAAGACCUACUUCCAAAAGAUGAUCGUGAUGGUAUUCGUGCAUUAUAUGGAACCAGUGAAACAAAUAAGCCGACAACCUUUCAUGCUACUACAGUUAAAACAACAGCAGCAACGAAGAAAACAACAACGAAGAAAACAACAACAAAAAAAGGUGCUAAAACUCAGAAGACUGUUAAGACAACAACUAGAAAAUCACAAACAACACAAGCACAAACAUUAUCGCAUGAUCGAUGUGCUCGUUUUCUUGAUGUUGUAUUCGGUGGUUCAGACGGUUGGUUAUAUACACUUGAUUAUGAUACUGUCUGGCGUAAUUAUCAAGGUCAGUGGGACACAAAAGGACUUCCAAUUACUGAAACAUUUCCUGGUGCUGAACCACAUAUGAUGGCUGGAAUUGUAUCUCCAAAAACAAACAAAAUUUAUCUCUUUAAAGGUCGACGAGUAUGGCGAUUUUCUCAUCCAAAUACACUUGAUGAUGGCUUUCCUAAACGUUUAUUUGGUACUGGUACUCCAUUUAAUCCAGUAGCUGCUCUUUAUGAAAAAAAACAUAUUUGGCUUUUGAAAGGUGGUCUUCUUUUUAAAUUUCAUGAAGAUGAUAUUCGAUAUGAAGAUAAUAAACCACCAAAACGUCUCAAUGAACAAUUUCCUGGUGUACCAGCUGAUGUUCGAACAGCGUUUACAUAUCAAGGAAAACAUUACUUUUUUACUGAACCUGAUCGAAAAGUAUAUAUUUUUGAUAUAAAAACGAACCGUACGGAACCUGGUUAUCCAAAGCCGAUGACAACAGGAUGGUUUGCAUGCAAAGGCAAUUAA